Paramecium tetraurelia is the source of this 1280-nucleotide messenger RNA. RefSeq lists its product as uncharacterized. Gene Ontology annotation, molecular function: protein binding. The transcript is spliced from 3 exons. The record is from RefSeq and is a predicted model, not a curated record. NCBI's taxonomy places the organism in Eukaryota, Ciliophora, Oligohymenophorea, Peniculida, Parameciidae.
AUGUUAUUUCGUUGUUUAUAUAGGUUUCAUUACACAUUCCCUCAAAGAAUAAGCCAAACAACCUAUUACCUACAAAAUAAAUAAUAUUUUGAUUCAUUGGUCGAUCAACCCAUCACUUCUUAACAAUUUUAAGAUUUGAAGCAAUCAUUGAAAAGCAUCAAGGAAAACGAAGCCAAAAUUGGAAUCAUACAAAUAGCAUUAGACAAUGGUAUAAUGAAGGAGAAAUUGGGAGAGAUUAGAGAAAUAAUGAACUAAUACAAGCAUCUAAUCGAAUCAAAUAAAUCAUCGAAUUAAUUGUAUUAGCAUGACUUAGGAGAUUACUAUGAAAAGGAAGCAUUACUAUUAUUGAGAGAGUGCAAAAUGCAGGAAUCCUUCGAUCCUUUCAAAAAGGGACUUCAAUAGUUUAUUGAUUUGUCCCAAGAUAAGAAUGCCUACAUUAUCAGAAGAAUAGAUUAGAUUCUGGAGAGUAUGAUAAUAGUGAUUGAAGACAUGGGCUCGUUGGAGUAAGCAAGAGAACACAUCAAAUAGGGACUACAAAUAUUCGAGUAGUUGCUUGGAAAAUAGUCAGAGAAAUACAUUUAAUAUUUGAAUAAGUUGGCUAAUACAUACUUACAAGUAGAUAACCAGCAGGCUAUAAAUUUGCAUAAAGAGGCUCUUGAAAUAAUAGGAGAAAUGAAUGAAAAUAAUUUUUAAUUAUAUUUGAAAACAGCAAUUGAAUUGAUGAUUACACAAUUUAAUUAAAAAUUUGAUCAGAAUUUAUAUGACACAAUCAAUAAAGGCUUAUAAUAAUAUGGUAAUAUUGACAGCGAACUUACUGUGUAUUAUCAUGUAGUGAUGAGUCAUCUAUUUUAUGAUAACAAAAAUUACUAGAAACAAGAGUUUCAUCUUUAAGAGGCAUUUAAGGUGUAUUCAAAUGAAAAAUCCAGUUUAUUAAUGAAUAUUAUUGCACAAAAAUCUUUGAUUUUGAAAAGCGAGCAUAGGAAUGACUUUUAUAAUGUGUUGAUUACUGAACUUGAUAAGGAAUUCCAAGAUGUUCUAGAAUUACAAUAUUAUAAAUGUAAACUAAUAUACGAAAUAAAUAAAUAGAAUGGCAUAAUUGAAUUCGAAAAUAUGUAAACUAGGUUGUAUAACUAAAAAUUAACUUAAUAUAUUGUUGAUUUCACUUAAUAAUUGGCUAAAGACGGUUUAAAAGAGGAGGCGAUAAGAUUAAUUGAAGGAUAUCCUGAAUAUGAUCACUUACUCAAAGCUUGGAAAUAAAAAUGAUUAUUUAAAUAUGUUAA